GGGGGGGAAAGGAAGGAGAGAGAGGCACCUGCUUCAGGAGGAACAGGCUUCCCCGCCAUAGCGGAGGGUACACUUUCUACGGAUGUCUGCGAUGAUUCGGAAGACCAGGAAACAACGCCAAAUUAUUCGAGCGCGGGUGGUUUCGAUGUGGAGCACAUAAACAGCUCCCGGAUUGUGUGUGUGUUAGCUGUAGGUUUUUUGGAGCGUGAGCGGACGUCGGGGCGAGAGAGGCUUUGUGUGUGUGUGUGUGUGUGUGUGUGAGCGUUUGACCAGACAGACCUGAAAAUCAUGGGCGCAUGAAUGUCAUUCCGGGUUACGGGGUGUGUGUCGCCUUCAGGCGCUUGUGUCGGCCGGAGUGUGGAAGAUAGGGUGUGAUUCAUGGAGAUAAGGUUUGAGGUCGUGAUACGGAGGUAGAAGAGUGUCGAGGUAAAACGAGACGAGUUUUGUAAGUGGCGCGUGCGUUGGACAGGGGGGUGAUACAUUUAUAUCUAUAUGUAUAUAUAUAUGUAUUAAAGCAGGCAGCGAAGGGGAUUGGAAGAGGAGGAGGAAGAGGCAGAGGGUGGUGCGGACUGGUUCGGCGAUGGCGAAGUCCAAAGCUGCUAAGAAAUCUCUAGACUCGUAUACUGUGAAAGGCACUAACAAAGUCGUGAAAGGGAAUGACCUCGAACUGCUUUGGAAUUAUGAUGGAUACAGUGGGAGAUACCGUCUUAAUGCGUGGACAAGAUCCAGAGAAACCACCUUAUGUUGCGAAGAUAGAGAAAAUCGAAGCUGACGGUAGAAAUAACAGCAACGUGAAGGUCCGUUGUCGAUGGUAUUAUCGACCGGAAGAAUCAAUGGGAGGCAGGAGACAAUUUCACGGAACGAAGGAGCUCUUUCUUUCCGAUCAUUAUGAUAUACAAAGCGCGGAUACCAUAGAGGGAAAAUGCACUGUGCACACGUUUAAAAAUUACACAAAGUUGGAAAGUGUUGGUGCAGAAGACUAUUUCUGCCGGUUCGAAUAUAAAGCAUCAACUGGCGGGUUCACUCCUGAUCGAGUUGCUGUUUAUUGCAAGUGCGAGAUGCCUUACAAUCCUGAUGACUUGAUGGUUCAAUGUGAAAUCUGCAAAGACUGGUUCCACCCAUCGUGCAUGAGUAUGACACCGGAUCAGGUGAAGAAAAUGGAAAAGUUUUUCUGCCCUGAUUGUAUUUCUCAAUCCGGAGAGAAGAAGGUGCGGCAAUCGUCUCCUAGGAGUUCACCUGCUACUGACCAUGUCAAGCCUGAUGCAAAGCGGCGGAAGAGAUGAUUGAGGAUCCUACUUUCAAGUGGCUUGGGCUGGGCUUUCACUCGGUGCUACCGCACAUUUUGUGUACAAGAUAUGCUCUGAAGGAGAUGACAUAGUACUCAGGUUAGAUUCUGGGAAAAAGAAAUGUGUAGGACAGCAAUGUAUGCACAAGGCGUUGGCUUUAAAAUUUUGUGGUGAGGGCCGUGCAUUGCACAACCUUGCAGUCUGACACUGGAAAAAGUUGUGGCAGGGCUCCUGCUACGUGUAUCUGUUGGUUUCUUAUUUACCCCAUGUGGUUCAACUUAUAGUUUCAUUCCUCUCUCCACAUCCUUAAUGAGACUCCACAAACUCCUCUUGGACAUACCUUUUCUUGAAUAGAAGUCAAAUGGACCAUUUGCUUGGGGCUGGAAAUUCCAAGUUGGAUUGUAAUGUGCACCAAUUUCUAACAUGUUAAGAUAGAGGAUUCUUUCACGACA
Molecule: messenger RNA, 1738 nt
Organism: Physcomitrium patens
Lineage: Eukaryota; Viridiplantae; Streptophyta; Bryopsida; Funariales; Funariaceae
Product: chromatin remodeling protein EBS
Molecular function (GO): chromatin binding
Source: RefSeq, a predicted model, not a curated record